CACAUUUUUAAAAUUUAUAUUUGAAAUGGAAGCAGAAGCAAAUAAAGAUUCGAAUAACGAUUCGAAUGAAACCGAAAAUAAGACUAAAAUUCAAGACGAGUGGUUGAUACGGCGGUGUUUUAUUUACGACGAGGAGUAUAAAGAUUGCACCUCAUUUAGAGCAAGAUUUCACCAAUAUUUCAUACACGGUAAAACUGUAGACUGUUCCCAAUGGAAGAGAGAUUCGAUAAACUGUUACAAAUACAUGGAAUCCCAAGAUGAAAGCGCUGCUAACGAAUUAGUACAAAGCGAAAAAAAUCGACGGAGGGAAAGAUUAAUGUCCCAUUAUUCAAAUGACGUGUGGAAAAAGAGAAAAUCGCCCCCCGAAAAUUGGAACGAACCGUUACCAGACUACAUUUCGAAAGAUUAUGAAAACAGCUACCUCAGUGUGAAAUCGAAAGAAAUGAAAGGGGAAUUACCGGCUAGUUUCGAUAUAAAUUACAGAUGUAACAUAUUGUAGAUACUCGAAGCGAUUUAGUAAAUUUUGUAACAAUUUUUGUUGUGAUCUAGCGGUUGCUAAGCGACAGUUUUUCUGUUUGUAGCGCAUUAGAACGAAGCAAAAUGGCACCCACAGACGACGUAUUGUCAGCGGAGGCCAAAAAUACAAUAAUAUUCAACGCGUCCAAGCGCGAACUAUUCCGAACGAACGAAAACUUCAAAAUAUUCCAACGUAAACUCAAACUCCAAUCGAAACUGCUCACCAACAAAGAAGAAAUAACGGCGAAAGUGCUGCAAAAUUGCGCCCUGUUCAUCCUACCCGGGGCGCAAUCGGACUUUGAAGAAAACGAAAUCAACGCCAUGAAAGAUUAUAUCGAAACCGGAGGACGGAUGCUGGUUUUACUAUCCGAAGGGGCCACCGAAGACAAUUCGAAUGUGAACAUUCUAUUGGAACAUUUCGGCAUCACGCCCAACAUCGAUUGCCUCAUCAGGACGCACUACUACAAGUAUUUCCAUCCGAAAGAGUGCUACAUCAGCGACGGCCAGGUGCACCCCGUUCUGAACAAAGACAAGCUCGAUAUCAAGUUCGUGUACCCCUUCGGGUGCACCUUAAGCGUGAACAAACCCAGCGUGGCCGCCUUCACCAGCGGCCUCGCUUCCUUCCCCGUAGACAGACCCAUCGGGGCCGUAUACUACAACGAGAACACCGGAGGAAAACUGAUUGCUAUAGGCUCGGGCCACUUGUUCUCCGAUAAGUACAUCGACAGGGACAACAACGAUAAAUUAAGGGAGCUGUGCUUGGAGUUCCUGCUGAGCAGAGAGAAGGUGUACUUCCCGCCAACGGAUCACGAUGAUAUAGAUUUAAUGGAUCAUCAUAUAGUACCUGAAACCGCCACGCUGGCGGAGAAGCCCAAAAUAUGCCUGAGCGACGCCGCCGGUAGGGCUACAUCGGUGGAUUACACUAAGCUCUUCGAGCACAAGAUGUAUUCGAUGAACACCGCGCUGGUGACGCACGCCAUUAAGGUGUAUGAGCAAUUGGGGGUGAAGCACGAGCCUUUGAGGAUCAUCACGCCGAAGUUCGAGGCGCCCUAUCCGCCGCUGCAGCCGGCGGUGUUUCCGCCGUCGUUCAGGGACCUGCCGCCGCCCCCGCUGGAGCUGUUCGAUUUGGACGACGCCUUCAGCUCGGUGUUCACCAAUUUGGCGCAUUUUACGAAUAAUUUCGCGAUGAACGAAGGCGAGAAGGGGGAGGACUUGGAGUCGUACAUAUUGGAUUGCGCGAAGAUUUUGAAUAUAGACCUAGAAGAGAACGGGAGCGCUAAAGAAGUGGUUUAUAGAAUAGGUUGCGAGAUAUCCGAUUUUAAGAGCAUUGAAACUAUUAAGUAGAUUUGUUAUUGUAGAGGUAUAAAUAUUUGGUAUUUUUACUGGAGUUUGAUGAUUU
This is a messenger RNA of Phyllotreta striolata, 1915 nucleotides long. NCBI's taxonomy places the organism in Eukaryota, Metazoa, Arthropoda, Insecta, Coleoptera, Chrysomelidae. The record is from the annotation of a GenBank genome assembly.